AUGUGUCCCCUGCAGUGUCCCCAGCCAUCUCCUCCAGCCGAUGCCGGCAUCCAGGUUCCGUGUUCUUCCUGUCCGUGCGAGCGUCAGGACGUAUGGGGGCUGGAACUGGCGGCAAAUUUAAAAAUUUUAGAAACUGUAAUUUUCUAAUAAAUGAUGUUUCAAAGCAUUUCACACACAUUUUGUCCCUAGUGCUUUGUCCUGUGCCCUGCCUGCAUUUUGACUGUUCUUUCUGCCUGGAAACUUAGAAAAGUCCAUGGCGUCCAAAAAGCGUCGCUUUAGGUCAAAAGCGGUUUUAGACCAGCUAGAGAACAGUGAUAGUAAAUUAGAACUACUUGCAGAAUUGA
Staurois parvus is the source of this 344-nucleotide messenger RNA. The record is from the annotation of a GenBank genome assembly. NCBI's taxonomy places the organism in Eukaryota, Metazoa, Chordata, Amphibia, Anura, Ranidae.